Messenger RNA from Acinonyx jubatus (cheetah), 3265 nucleotides. RefSeq names its product adenosine deaminase 2 (gene ADA2). Bases 124 to 1671 code for a protein of 515 amino acids. The transcript is spliced from 11 exons. Gene Ontology annotation, biological process: adenosine catabolic process; inosine biosynthetic process. NCBI's taxonomy places the organism in Eukaryota, Metazoa, Chordata, Mammalia, Carnivora, Felidae. Gene Ontology annotation, molecular function: adenosine deaminase activity. The record is from RefSeq and is a predicted model, not a curated record.
GUGAGCUUUUCUGGUGUUUCUGACACAGCUGUCGGGGGACUCAGCAAACAGUCUGCAGUUUCUGGAGCUGCUCUGAGUCCUGUCAGGUUUCCAUCUGAGCAAUUUCCUCUUCCAGGCAUCCCAAUGCCUGUGGAUGGCCCAUCUGGGUGGCCAGCCCUGCUCUCCCUGCUUCUGGCCGUGGCGAUGCCUUUUUUCUGCUCAGCCAUAUCCAUAGAUGAAGCAUGGAACCAGCUGUUGAUGAGAGAGAAGAUGAUGCAGCUGGGGGGGCAGCUGGUGCUGACCGAACAGGAGGAGCUAGCCAAUGAGAGGCUCAUGGCCCUCAAAAAGGCUGAGGUGACACAGGCGAUGAGGACCCAGAAGUUCCCCCCCAGCAUGCACUUUUUCCGGGCCAAGACUCUCAUCGAGAAAAGUGAGGUGUUUAAUAUCCUGAAGAAGAUGCCAAAAGGGGCUGCCUUACACGUCCAUGACUUCAGCAUCCUGAGUAUGAACUGGCUGGUGAAAAAUGUCACGUACAGGCCCCACUGCCAUUUCUGUGUCACUCCAAGCGGGUACUUGAAGUUCAAAUUUGCUUAUCCAGAGCCCCCCACUCCUAAACCAGCAGAGUGUUCGGAGUGGGUUUUGCUGGAGAAAUAUCGAAAGGAGCUACAGAAUGUCACUGAGUUUGACAACAGACUUCUUCAGACUUUCACUCUGAUGACCGAGAACCCUGAGGUGGCUUAUGCAAACCAAGAUGCUGUCUGGUCCAAGUUUAAUAGUAUCUUCUUCACAAUCUCUGGCCUUGUCCACUAUGCACCAGUGUUCAGAGACUAUGUCUUCCAGGCACUGGAGGAGUUCUACCAGGACAAUGUACUCUACCUGGAGCUCAGAGCCAUGCUGUUCCCGGUGUAUGAACUGAACGGGACUGUCCAUAGCCAAGAGUGGUCAGUGAAGACUUACAGAGAAGUGGCUUGUAUGUUUGCAGAAAAGCAUCCUGGAUUUAUUGGAAUCAAAAUCAUUUAUUCGGAUCACAGAGUCAAAAAUGUGUCCUUCAUCAUGAAAUCCAUCCAAACAGCCAUGACGCUCCGAACCAUGUUCCCCAGGAUGGUGGCAGGGUUUGACCUGGUGGGGCAUGAGGACACUGGCCACUCCUUGUAUGACUACAGGGAGGCUUUGAUGAUUCCCACCUUGCAUGGCGUUAAACUGCCUUACUUUUUCCAUGCUGGAGAGACAGACUGGCAGGGUACUUCCAUAGAUAGAAACCUUCUGGUUGCUCUAAUACUGAACUCUACCAGGAUUGGCCAUGGAUUUGCGUUGACCAAACACCCAGCAGUCUGGGCUGACUCCUGGAAGAAGGACAUCCCCAUAGAAGUCUGUCCCAUCUCCAACCAGGUUCUGAAACUGGUGUCUGACUUGAGAAACCAUCCUGCUGCUAUUCUGAUGGCCACUGGGUACCCCAUGGUGAUCAGUUCUGAUGACCCGGCAGUCUUUGGUGCCAAAGGCUUGUCCUAUGAUUUCUAUGAGGCCUUCAUGGGUAUUGGGGGAAUGGCAGCUGAUCUGAGGACACUCAAACAACUGGCCAUGAACUCUAUCAGAUUCAGCACCUUGAUGGAUAUUGAUAAAAAAGCUGCCAUGAAAACCUGGGAGGAGAGAUGGAAUAAGUUUGUAGCUGACCUGGCUGGGAGGCCAAAGUGAAUUGUCUGGGCUGGAAAAACCUAAUGUCCAGGGCACCAAGAGUCCCUGACUUGCCAGGCUUAUUGUACAAGUCCCCAUCAUCUGGCUUAUGAUGAAUGCCCUGGUCCAGCCCCCUCCUCCUGGGUCCUGGAGCUUUUCGUCAGUUGGCACAGCUCCCAGGAAGGACAGGGAGACUUCUGGAAAUUCAAACUGAGGGAAUGUUGUUGGAGAUGUGAAUCAUCUUAUUUCCCAACAGGUGAAAAUUUGGGAUCCAGACUCAGAGAAAACCCUGGAGCAUUUUUCUUAUUAUCUUGAAAUAAUGUGAAACCUUCAGAAAAGUUGUAAGAAUAGUACAAAGAACUCUAACAUACUCUGUCUAGGUUUCCCAAUUAUUGACAUUUUAUAACAUUUGCUGUAUCAUUCUCUCUAUGUAUCUGUAUCUCUUUCAAUGUCUGCAUGAUAGAUCCUAUUUUUUCUAACCAAUUGAGACUUAAGAUGCAGACAGUAUGGCCCAUUACUUAUAAACACUCCAGUCUACAUUUGCUGAAGACAGUGUCAUUCUCCUAUGUAACCACAGUUUAACCAUCCAAAGCAGGAUAUUAACAUUGAUAAGAUACUACCAUCUCUCCCUGGCCCUUCCAGGCAUGUUUCUUCUCUCUGCCCAGAACCUGACCCAGGAUCACAUGUUACAUUUAGUUAUCUCUUGUCUCUUUCAGUCUGGAACAGUUCUUCCGUAUUUCCUUGUCUUUUGUGAUGUUGACAUUUUUUAAAAAGUUUUUAUUUAUUUAUUUUGAAAGAGAAAGAGAGAGAGAGAGACAGAGAGAGAGAGAGAGAGAGAGAGAGCUUGUGCAUGCGUGCAGGAGCAGAGGAGGGGCAGAGAGAGUGAGAGUUCCAAGCAGUCUCCUUGCUGUCAACAGAGAGCCCACCUCAGAGCUUAAUCCCACAAACCAGGAGAUCAUGACUGGAGCUGAAAUUAAGAGCCAGAGCUCAACUGACUGAGCCACACACUCAGGCGCUUUGUGACCUUGAUUUGAAGAGUACAGACCGGUUACUUUGUAGUGUCUCUCAUUUCAGGCCUAUGUAAUGUUUCCUUGUGAAGAGAUUCCAGUUACACAUUCUUAGGAGGAAUACCUCAGAAGUAUCUUUGUCCUUCUCAGUGCAUCAUAUCAGGGGACACAUGGAUUGUGUCCCCUGGAGGUGGUCUGCACCAGCAAGCAACAGCCAAUUGUUAAAAUUUCAGCCUGUUGUGAAACCAAUGGUGGUCUGAAAUUGGUCAUCAUGGGAGUUUUUGUAAUAUGUAUAAAUAUAUUUUAAGUAAGUUCCAGGCCCAACGUGGAGCUCAAACUCAUGAUACUGAGGUUAAGAGUCAGCCAGGCAGCUGGGUCAUUGGAGGAAUUUUUACAUUACAGAAAUCAGCAAAUACAAAUCAGUGCGCAUCCAGCCCCCCCAGCCAGUAGUUAAACAUUUAUCUGUAUACUGAGGCAUACAAUGUCAAUCUGUCCCAUUAUGAUGAUGUUCACUUUAAUCACUUUGUUAAGGAAAUGUCUGCCAGGAUUUGACACUGUAAAACUUUCUACUUUGUGAUUAAUAAAUAUUUAAUGGGGAAACACUUUAA